Molecule: messenger RNA, 1464 nt
Organism: Lytechinus variegatus (green sea urchin)
Lineage: Eukaryota; Metazoa; Echinodermata; Echinoidea; Temnopleuroida; Toxopneustidae
Product: NADH dehydrogenase [ubiquinone] 1 alpha subcomplex subunit 2-like
Exons: 3
Coding region: 89-379 (96 amino acids)
Source: RefSeq, a predicted model, not a curated record
UCGACUAUAGACUACAUUCAUUUAUAGGGAGAACAGUCAUUGGCAUUGCUAGUGGAGAAUAAUUUAAAGGCUCAAAUCUGGUGAAAUCAUGGCUUCUGUUGCACGGAGGUUUCCUCAACAUCUAAAGGAGCUUAGAAUUCAUCUUUGCCAACGUUCAAAUGCAAGUGAAGGCGUUAGGGAAUGGGUGAAGACACAGUAUGUAGAAGUGAAGAAGGCCAAUCCCCGUUUCCCCAUCCUGAUCAGAGAAUGCAGUGGGGUUCAGCCUACGGUCUAUGCAAGAUACGAGUUUGGACGUGAGGCGAGUACUGAUGUGACAGGAUUUAACUCCAAGCAAGUCAACGAGACUAUUCAAUCCCUUGUUGCUCUGCAACCAAAAUAACUCUUAUGAUGAAAUUAAAUUGAAUCUGGACAUAUCAAAGAAACAGAGCAGUGUAUAGAUGUGGCAUCUGCCGUCUUUCAUCUAAAGAAAUCAGGAACGGAUAUGGAGGUCUUUGAAGGAAUACUGGAUUGAAAGAAGGGAUGGAUGGAUGCUUCAUCAUACUUUCUAUAAAUUUACUGACCUGGAAGUGGUAGCUGAUCUUCAAUGGAAAGACAAGUUUGUGUACAGUCUGAACUCUGAAGUUAUGAAUGCACUUACAUUUCUUAGUCUAAGCAUAGUGCUUUGAUCCAGUAUUUUUUUUUUAAGAUUGUGGGAAUAUAAUUUUUCAAAAUGCUUUUUAUUUCUCUGAAAUGCAUAAUGAUGGACCUGACUUAACACAAUUUUGGAACUUUCAGAGUUAUUGAGAACACUUGGAUAAAAGACAGUGUUUAUUGUCUCCUGCCCCCCCCCCCCUUUCCUCAGAUAUCUGUUAUAUUCUGCAUGACUGAUGGUACCAGUCUAGUGGUUCUACCGCCUACCAAAUCAGCCCCAUUCCCCUUCUCUCCCUUUAUGUAAGGAAUGAUAUUUAUGAAUUUACCUUUCCAUUUAUAUUCCAUUCGUUGGCACGUCUAGGGAGCAAAGUGGCAUGUGGCCUGGGGACCGCUUUCAAGCGGUGCAAAAAAUAAAUAAAAAGUUUUAAACACCCCUCCAAACCUGGAUGUCAUAAAUGAUGAAAAAGGUAAAUUGGAUGAGAUAGGGGUGGGGCCUAUAUUGAUAAAAAUGGGGAGUGUUUCAUGAAAUGACUUGUCAGACGAUUUAUUCGACGGUUUCCAUAGUAACAGUGCCUCUCAGCCAAUCAAAAUCAAGGAAAGUUGUUAGACCUGACUACUUGUCGGACAAAAAUGUUGAUGAAACACUCCCCAGGUCAGUGUAUGAAUAGGAGAUGUCCUACCCUAUGUUAUCAUGUCCAAGUAUUGCGAUAUAUGCAUUAAUAAGGCUUUCCACUCUGUUCACUCAGCUCUACUGAGCAGUUGAAACUUGUGUGAUGUUUUUUAAGAAGUGAAAUGUGGACAUGAAUGAUAAUAAAUCUAUGAAUUAUAAUUUAA